AUGCCUUAUUUCAACGUUUAUCAGUCCAUGACUGUUUCGGAGACGCAGUCUUCGGACAAUAAAACUUAUAGACUCUCUAAAUUUCAACAAUCACCCCCGGCCUCUGCUCUCAUGGAGUUAGACAUGAGCAUAAACAAGGGUGUCGUCAAGGCCGUGGCACCAAGAUUUCCAUGCGCUGAAAUAGUCCCCCCUGCUCACGGACGAUACCAGCUGCAGCGCAGCAAGCGUAGACGCUUUAGAGCACCCACCAAGCGCACGACCGUCGAUAAACCAACACUCGAAGUAGAUCGUCAAUACCCGGAUACCCUGAAGUCGCUCUCGCUUUGGGUAGCAUAUCUACUCUUGAGCUUUAUUACUCCAGGGGCUGCGAGCGCUGAGAAGUACUCCGAAGCAGUGAGUGAAGCCGGCGACCUCAUCUACCUUGAGAUUUGUCGCUUGGAGCUGUCAAACUGCGUAGUGGCUGCCUCGCUGUGGUAUGCUAGGCAAACUAUCUUCGGACAAUUAGCGGAAGUUCACGAUGUACCGGCCGUGCUUCACCACCUCUUCCUGCUCAGCGCCUGCCUAGCUCGCAAGGACACCUCUGAUCCUCCUCUUACGGUUGAGACAUGGGCUCAAUGCCUCGGGCAGAACGCAGUAGAUUUUCGUGCCCUGGUGAAGGCGGCAUCGGUAUAUCUACACUCCGACCUUGAUAUAGGGUCGCUGCAAUGGCAAGGAUGGCUGCAAAUCCUCUCCCAGGAAGCUGCAAAUCACUAUCCUUACGACAAUUUAUCUCAACAUGCCGUCCAACACGUCCUCAAGGACCUUGCGGGCUGCUAA
Pleurotus ostreatus (oyster mushroom) is the source of this 816-nucleotide messenger RNA. RefSeq lists its product as uncharacterized. Bases 1 to 816 code for a protein of 271 amino acids. Lineage: Eukaryota; Fungi; Basidiomycota; Agaricomycetes; Agaricales; Pleurotaceae. The record is from RefSeq and is a predicted model, not a curated record. The transcript is spliced from 4 exons.